Molecule: messenger RNA, 5240 nt
Organism: Mycena citricolor
Lineage: Eukaryota; Fungi; Basidiomycota; Agaricomycetes; Agaricales; Mycenaceae
Source: the annotation of a GenBank genome assembly
CUUGGCUCCUGCCGCUGUUCGAGAAGCAUUUGUGUGAACCCGUGACGACAGGCCACAGCCCCUCUGCGGCCGAUAUACACCACAUAAAAGCUCCAGCCUCUGCACCUCGCUUUCUCAGCGCCGUCAUUAGAAAUGUUGCGCCCAUUUCUACUGCUCCUCUGGGGCAUCUUCUACCAGCUCAUCAUCUUGCCAUCUGCGCUCACCGCCGAACCGGAGUCCGACCUCGUGUACUCGCAUAACACGACAGCGUGUCCGGGCUACACCCUCCACUCCUCCUCGCUCGUCGAGACGUCCGCCGGGUUCCAUGCUGCGCUCGUUCUCGCGGGAGACGCGUGCAACGCCUUCGGGCGGGAUAUAAAAGAGCUUCAGGUCGCCGUCACGCACGAAACUGAGACAAGAUUGCGCGUUCAGAUCGUCGACGCCGCCCGAAAACAAUACGUGAUCCCGGACUCGGUGCUGCCGCCGCCCUCCGCCAACGAACAUGUCAAGCCGGGCAAGUCCGACCUGGUGUUUAACUACACCUCCGCGCCGUUCGCGUUCUGGAUCACGCGCCGCUCGGCACCGCACCUGGGACCGCUGUUUGACACGCGGCACACGUCGCUGCCGGCGGCGCCGGUGGCUGGGGGGCCGCGCAAUGUGAGCGUCGGAGGCGUGGGGCUGGUCUUCGAGGACCAGUAUCUGCAGCUCACGACUGCGCUGCCGCGCGGCGCGAACGUGUAUGGGCUGGGCGAGGUCGUCGCGCUCGGCGGCUUGCGGCGCGAUAUCGAGGGCGGCGUCGUGCAGACUAUGUGGGCGAGGGACGCCGCGACUCCGGUGGACGAGAACAUAUACGGCACGCACCCCGUUUACAUGGAACACCGAUUCGACAAAAAGAGCGGCAAGUCGCACACGCAUGCAGUGUUUCUUCGCAGCUCGAACGGCGCGGACAUCGUUCUCGCCACCCCCGAACCGUCCUUCCCCGGGUCUCUGCUACAAUAUCGCAUCCUCGGCGGCACCCUUGACCUGACGUUCAUCUCCGCCCCGCCGCAAGCCGACGCCAGUCCGAUUUCCGUGAUCGAGCAGUACACCGCGCUGGUCGGGCUUCCCACGUGGCAGCCCUACUGGGCCUUCGGGUUCCACCUGUGCCGGUGGGGGUACGAGAACCUGGACGAGACGCGGGACGCGGUCCGGCGGAUGAGAGCGGCGGGGGUGCCCCUGGAGACGAUGUGGAAUGAUAUCGACUUGUAUGCUGCGUUCAGGGAUUUCACGACGGACCCGGUGAGGUUCCCUGAGGACGAGGUCAGGGAGUUUGUUCGGGAAUUGAAAGCCAAUCAUCAACACUACAUUCCCAUUGUCGACGUUGGCAUCGCAAUAGCGACCAACUCGUCGGAUUCAUACGCUCCCUAUGCAAAAGGAAAAGAACUCGACGUGUUUGUGAAAAACCCUGACAUCAACGGCACUGAAUACAUCGGCCAGGUUUGGCCUGGAUACACUGUGUUUCCGGACUGGUUUGCGCCCAAAACAUCGGGUUGGUGGGCCGAGGCGCUCGGAAACUGGAGCAAUCAAGGCGUUGAAUACAGCGGAAUCUGGCUGGACAUGAACGAAGUGAGCUCUUUCUGUGAAGGAUCGUGUGGUACCGGGGCGGAUCUCAGCAACACGACAUGUCCUGUAAUCUUGCCUGGAUCGCCGGACAAUCUGGUGACGGACUAUCCCGAGGGAUACAACUCGAGCCUGUUCGGGCCGAGUGGGAAUCUCACCGUCAAUGGGACCUGGACUUUCAGCUCUCCCACCAAAAUCCAGACAAAGCGUGACGUCGAGUUGGAUUCGAAGGCACAAGAUAUCGAUGUGAAUGAUCCUCCCUAUGCCAUUCACAAUGCAUUUGGACGACUUGCCGUCCACACAUUGGCCACCAACGCUACGCAUUCAGGGGGCUACAUCGAGCUUGAUGUGCACAAUCUCCACGGACUGAUGGAGACCGCUGCGACCCAUAAAGCGCUCGCAUCGCUAUUUCCAUCGAAACGCCCGGUCAUCAUCGCGCGCUCAACCUUUCCCUCAUCCGGGCAUUACGGCGGGCACUGGCUCGGUGAUAACCAGGCGACGUGGGCCUCGAUGGCGUUCUCGAUCCAGGGGCUGCUCCAGUUCCAGAUGUUCGGGAUUCCGUUUAUCGGUGCUGACACGUGUGGCUUCCAGGGCAACACGGAUGAGGAGCUGUGCAAUCGGUGGAUGCAGCUCAGUGCAUUCAGUCCAUUCUAUCGGAAUCAUAACCAGCGAGGCGCGAUCUCGCAGGAGCCAUAUGUGUGGGACAGCGUGGCUGCCGCGGCCAAGAUCGCGAUAAACGUGAGGUACUCUCUGCUGCCGUAUUGGUACACCCUGUUCGCCAAUUCGUCGAGGCACGGAACACCGACCGUUCGAGCGUUGUUCUGGGAAUUCCCCGACGAUCCGAGUUUGUUUUCAGUCGAUCGGCAGUUCUUGGUCGGUCCAGACAUUCUCGUCACGCCCGUCCUGGAGCCGAACGUCAGCACCGUCCAUGGCGUGUUCCCCGGGCACAGCACCGGCACGAUCUGGCGGGACUGGUACACAUACAAGCCCAUCACCGGGCCGAGCGCGACGCUCUCUGCGCCGCUGGGCCACAUCCCCGUGCACGUGAGGUCGGGGGCGGUGCUGCUGCUGCAUUCGACGCCGGCGUACACGACGCUCGAGACGCGCGCGCACCCCUACGCGCUGCUGGUCUCGCUCGACCGGCACGGCGGCGCACGCGGGAGUGCGUACGUCGACGACGGGGACGGGCAGCCGGACGGCGUGGAUCUGGCGUUCCGCGUGGCGGGCGGGAGGCUCGAGAUGACGCGUGCGGCGGGUGGGUAUGUCGUUGCGCAGCCGGUGGAUGGGAUCACGGUGCUUGGGGUGGGGCACAAGCCGAGUCGGGUCUGGGUGGGUGGCGAGGAGCUGCCGGGGACGCGGUGGCUGUAUGAAAAUCGGGAGGGAGCAGAGACGUUGGGUGUCAACCUCAGUGGUGGCCGGGAGAUCAGUUUGAAUAGGGAUGUGGUUAUCGAGUGGAUGUAGAUGUCGAUCAAGCUAAUCGAUCUUAUCUACACCCAUGCAUCAGAUCACGUAAUCAAGUCACACCUAUCUCUCUCUGGACAGCUCUCUGGACCCAUACGUAAACGCAUAUAACAGCAGCGCCUCAACGGAGGUUCGGACAUUGGUGGGAAGGAACACGUAGGCAUGCAAGCGACGACAAUGCACAACGCAUCUCUUGAGCGCGUCAAGAGAAGAUGUCGAGUCUCCAGAGGCACUGCAGAGAAAGCGGGUUUUGUGGACUCCCGCUCUUGUUCUGAUUCCCAGCUUGAUUGAGGACGCUUUGGCUCGACCAGACUUGUGAACUUGUCUCAAACUUGUUCUCCUUCAACAAAUGCGACCCACGGUGUUGCGCCCUGUCAAGUUUCAUCCUUGUGCCCGGGCCAGCGCUGCUUAUGUGCCUCGGCUAGCGCUACAGUGUGUCUGUGCGAUCGAAGGUGCAGACGUGCGAUGCAGAGUCCUAGUCACCUCGGAGUCAUAAUUACGGGGCGUUCCUCCGCACCACACCCGCUCGAACCGCUGCAGUAUAUCACACCGGGCCGGCACUCUCAUCAGGACCAGGCCGCCGACUGGCCUUUCUCUGGCAACGGUCUUGAAUUCAGCUGCAGCAGCACAUGUGGAUCUGGGAUGUCGAUUGGGCUCUUGGCGUUGGCAGUCGGCGAGUCUCUGGAGCUCCGGUCCCGAAGCACGGUGUCUCAUUCAAACCGUGGCCUCACUUCCUCCGCCGAUUUCGCUGUGUUGUUGACAGGACGCUGCUGUGUGCUCAGGACUUGCCAGCCGCUCCGACGAUCUGAUGCUCGCCCUCAGGCUUGGGCAGGCACCGAUCUUCGACCCGCAUGUUCGAGGGGAUGCUUGACGGCAUUGGUGUCAGAAUGCUGGUGUUCCAGUCCCGGCCCGCCAGUGAUUCCGUGUCAGAAUAUACAGUCUCCCGCGCGCCUCGGCCGUCCUGCACACGGUCCGUUGUACGUAAGGGAGCGGGCGGAGGCUGUAUAGUGACAGCAGGAACGCGGAUCGUGAUGAAUGAAGCGCGCGCUGUGAUUCUCGCAGCGGCUACAGGGCAAGGACAAUUGCCUGGCUGAGUCUGCUGGACUGAACCGGGAGAGGGCACUUGCUGGAGAAUCGAUGAUGUCCGGCAUCUUGUGAUGCUUUUGCGCGACUGUGCGGUGUGAGGGUGCGCACGGUAUUGAUACCUGUGACGGAAUGAUACAGUAUCACCGUGCGAGCCUCAUCAGGCGCUCUAUGCGCGUCUUGUAUAAAAGGGCGACGCUUCAGCAGUCUACAACUCCCCAAGAUGAAGUCCGCAUUCACUCAAGCCUGCGCUAUCGCACUCGUCGCUGCCCUGGUCCCUGGUGCAGCGGCCGCCCCAGCACAAGAGUCGCGCGCCAUCGUCGAGCGCGCCGUCACCGGGCCCGUCAUCUUCCUGAGCAACUGCUUCGACAGCGCCGGCAAAGCGCACGGGGAGUUCGACUACUACUCGGACGCCAAGAACACCGUCCUGAGCGGGAAGACGUCCACGCCGACGCUGACGAACGUGGUGAACCCGAGCAGCGCGGUGGACUACGUCGACGGCGGCACGUUCGUGACGGCGGGCACGACGCAGGAGUUCAGCGCCAUCAUCUCGAUCGACGAGAACGACUUUGGCAGCGCGGGGUCGCACGUCGGGAACGGGAAGAGCACGACGUGGUUCUGGGCCCUCGAGUGCUUCGCGAUGGACGCGGCGACGGUGUACACGCCCAAGGCAGGCACCACGUGCUCCAGCAGGAUCUACUGCGCGCAGGGCCCCGCCGAUCCCGCUGACCAGUGAGCGGGGCGCCCUUAUCCAGUAUUUUGUGCGAUUUGGAAUGAAGUUGUGAUGUUUGGAGUGUCUGCAGAUUACAGCGGUGUAUACAUCCACACUCUCGCAAUGAUAAGAUAAGAUUAGAUGUCGUGACACUAGUUGUGACCUCCGUCCAACGUCACAUCCAGGACUCGCCUGCGGUAUCUCUUGCGGGUGAUAUGUACGGUCCUGCUAGCCAGUACUAAAUAUACCAUAUCUGCUGAACGCGACCAUGUGACAUAAUCGCCGGGCUGUCGUUAUCGACUGACAAAGAUUGGAGACCCGUAACGUGAGUGAUACAUACAUACAUCCUUCGGCCUCCCCUCACCGUCGAUGCUCCAUCGUUCAAACUCCGGAUCGCACGGCGAAG